UGGGGGGCGGUGGUCCAGUGCCCGUACCCCUCCCUUUGAGACUGGUCGGGGCGCUUCGGUUGGGCUCGGGACCUCCCUGGGUCCUGAGGGUCGGGGGCGUCCCCCUGUUUGGGUCCCGUGCUGGACUGGCUCUCUGACUUGGCCCCCCCUUGUGGGUGGAGGGGGCCGGGCCCAACCUUCCUCCAUAUGCCAGCUCAGCAACUCCGUAUACCAGUUGACUAGCAUGUAUAUUAUAUGGUGUUCAUUCACUAAUUAGUUUGAUAGACACGCUAUAGGCUUGUGCUGGGACCACAAAUAAUAGCACAGGUUAUAUUAACAUAUCAACUCACAGGUUCUUACAGGUGUUUAGACACUAAAAAAGAAUCCCACAGCACCACUCGUCAGUAGCACUGCCUUGCUCAUUUUCCCACAUCCUGUCCUGACCUUUUCUGUCCUCUCUCAUCUUGUUCUCUUGGUUAGUUAUUGCACGUCCUCACCGGGUGUCCCUCCCAUCCACAAACAAAUACACGACUUGACUGUUGUAAUGUUACUUGUGUUAAAAUAUCUAGACUGUCUCACUAUUGUUCUGCUGUGGUUAUCACCCCUAGUCCCCUUGUCCACGCUGUCCCUCUGUCUGUCCCCUAAAACCUUUUUCUGUCCGGCUGCAUUUUCAAUAAACAUCAUAAUAAUAAACAAAUUAAAAAAAUAAGUAGACAGAGUAUUUCAAACUCCCCUGUUGCACACCAAAACUGUUCCAGCACAAAGGCAUACAGAUCCACCAUUCUGCAAGGCCAUGCAGCUGAACAGGACAGGUUAUUUCAAAAAAAAAAAAAAAAAGAAGAAAAAAAAGUGGCCCAAUAGAAAGUGACAAAAGAGAGAUAACAUUUGCGCGGCAGGAGAGGAGAGCGUGUGUUUGGGGGGACUGAGGCCAGGAAUCUGCUGAGUCAUUGUGACUGCUCUCAUGAUGUUCGCUUAGGUCAGAGCAGCAACAAGAGACACCCUUUAAUGACCACACACACACGCACGCACACACACACACACACACACACACAGAGGUCUGAAACAGACAAGCACCCUCGGACACAAAGCAUCCCUUGUGGAGAUGUGCACUCUGAGGACUGAUGUCAUCUUUUGCAUUCCUGUGUUGACUUCUUUAUCUCCACCCUUUUGUCUGUUGUUUCCCCUUUUGAGCAACUACAUCUGUGUUUCUGCCAUUGUUAGAUUUUUAUAUUCCUGUCAGUUGUAGUUCAUUUUUUUCCCGUAUGUUGCUACAGGCUGGGUGGGAUAAACUGUAUGCAUGUGUAAGAACGUGUAAGAGCUGAAACAGUUGGUUUUCCCCUGGACUCCUUCCCACAAAUUCUAUCGGUUCCUCUUCUCUCAGUUCACUUGCUAGCGAUUGGCCUGAAGCUAACCAAUAACGCUUCAGCUUGACAAAAGCAUAGGGCACUAUCACUGUAACUGUCAAGAAACAGGAAGUCAGGGAAAUUCUGAGAAAUAUUGCGUGUCACUUUCACUCAUACAACCUGAUAUUGAUGUGCAACGUUUAACCUGUUCAAAUAUCAGUCUUCCAAAGGUACAAUUGGAUUUGGUUUCUAUGUGCCUGACCUGGUCUCUUCAGAAGAACAAGGCUCCUGUGGCAUGACGACGACAAACAAAGGAAAUAAAGCCUUAAAGGUGAAGCGAGAGCCAGGAGAGAAUGGCACCAGCUUGACAGAUGAUGAGCUGGUGACCAUGUCAGUGCGGGAGCUUAACCAGCACCUCCGGGGUCUCACUAAGGAGGAGAUCCUGCAAUUAAAGCAGCGGCGGCGCACCCUGAAGAAUCGGGGCUAUGCCGCCAGCUGUCGAGUAAAGAGAGUUACCCAGAAGGAAGAGCUGGAAAAGCAGAAGGCCCAACUGCAACAGGAAGUGGACAAACUGGCCAAUGAGAAUGCUUCCAUGCGCCUAGAGCUAGACGCUCUCAGGUCCAAGUAUGAGGCCUUACAGACCUUUGCCAGGACUGUGGCAAGGAGCCCCACUGUGGGGGUCGGAGUCAGGGCUGGAGGGGGAGGAGGAGGGGUAGCGUCACCAGUCAUUGGUCCACUCAUACCCGGGAAGGCGGCAACGGCGACGAGUGUCAUUACAAUAGUUAAGUCCAAAACAGAUGCACGGUCUUGAGGGAGGUUUAGAUUGACAAAGGUGUAUCUGGAUGGAAUUCAGCUGCGUCUAAGAAUUUCUUCUCUGCUUGCCACGCCUUCUUCACUUGCACUCAACUCCUGUGUCAAGUCACUGCACUGACCUGACACAGGUCUCGGGUGCAGUCAAGGACUAGAAGGAAGCAGAGGACUUGGCCCUCGGUCAGUGCUUGUUCACAAAGGAUCCGGCAAUUUAAAGUUGAUAAUUGUAAUGAACUGCUGUCGUAAUGAGGACGGUCCAAUGUUCCCAUUUCGUGGCUAAACAAACAUGGAACAUUUCUGUGAUGGAUUUAGAGACAGAAUAGUUUGAUGAUAGAUCAUCUCAUGUGAACCAAUAAUUUCAUUGGCUGCAGAUGAGUCCCAUCUUGCUCCAACCUUUUCAUAUCAGUAUGACAGAGAAUAUAUAUAUAUACAUACAACACAAUUGUGUUACCUGUUACUGUUUUGUACCGUGUUGUCAUUCACAUGAGGUUCAAAAUGUAUUCUCUGUGUGUGAAUUGUUAUAUAUCAGGAAUUCUGUGAAAUUCGUGAUUGUUUUGGUAUUGUUAUGUUUGUUAGUUAUCUUAUUUUCUACAGCUUCUUUACUUAUCACUCAUAUUUGCCCUUCUCUUUUUUUCCACUUCUAAUUAGCUUCUCCGACUGCAUGGGUAGCCAGAUGAUGAAGGAAUUAAAAACAAAGGAAAAUAACAUAACUGUGGGAAAAAAAAUCUUGACAUCUUUGAUAUGAUUCUCUACAAGUAGUGUUUACGUUUGAAAAAUUUGGAAGGGCAAGUGCCUUUUUCUGAUAAUUGAAAUGUUGGGAGAAGUCAAGAGGAAGCGUUGAUCAUAAUAAUAAUUGGGCCAUACCUGUGAUCAGUGGGAUACACUGAUUAGUCUGGACGUCUAUGACAACAUUUAACUCCCCGUUGUUCUAUGAGCUGUGUAGUAGCCACUAAUAAUAAAGCAAAUGAUAAUAAUACCUAGUUAUAAGACUUUGCACUUGUACAUGUGCUGUGCUCUAGCUACUAAUUUAUUUUAAUUAUUUCCACAAUUUGAAAAGUUCUUUCGGAAAUUCUCAAUAUAAAGCUUGCUGAAUGGUAUGGUCUCCUACUCAGAGUAGUUUAACCAAUAAAUUACAUGCAUUCACAUAAAUGGGGAGUCAUUGACAAAACUUUACAAUAAAAGUAAUCUUAUGUGGUGUUCUCUUAAAAAAUAUAACAAAAAAAAAAAAACAGUGUCCAUGUAUGGUAGCGUCUCAAAUUUUAUAAAGACAGUUAGCUUUACAUUGUUUGUAUUUACCUGUGGAAAAAAAUGAGGUAACAAAAUCACUUUGAUAUACAGUAUCUCUCUAUUUUGCAAUUGUACCAAAAGUGGCUUAACUACCGAAUAGCUUUGUUCUUUCUGUAGUGACUAGGCACGUGUAUGUACCGUGAACUAGAGUGUGGUGUGCUGUGCAAGUAUGUGAUGGGGUAAGUAUAACUUUCACUAUAUUUGAUGGGUACAACUUUGAUCCUUGUUUGAUUUCAGGGCGAGUGAUGACACAGCGGGUAACCGUGUUUGUUCUCUCAUUAUCAAGUGUGCCCCAGGACCAUCUGAACGUGUUAGAUCAUUUGCCCAUAAUCUGCAUUUAUGGUUUUUAUAAAGCUCUUUUUUUUUUUUUUUGCAGCUCUAUGUCCCACAUUUCUGAUGAAAGCCUGUGCCGUGGUGCUUGUUAUGUUCUGCACUGAUUCCUGCAGACCAAGUGACCAAUCUCGGUAUGCAAGGUUCACUUACGUUAAAGUAACAGUGAUGUGAAGCCAUUUUUGUUCUACUGUAGGUAUAUUUAAUGUUAAGUUUUAGUUUUUCAUCUCUUUCUUUUAUAAAAGUCAGGGAAGUGACAAAAUGAUGUUAUUGUACAUAAGGUCUUACAGAGUGAAUGAUAAGUCCUCUGCUAUUUAAUAGCUCAUCUAUCAAAGAGUGACUUUCAACAGACUUUCAAACAAAAUGCUUAUUACCGUUCAGGAAGGAAAACCUUGUUUUAAUUGAUUAUUUUAUUGAAAUGGAUAUAAUCUACAGGGAUGAAAAUAUAUGUUUAUGAAGAUGGAUACUGACUUGUUUUGCUGAAACCAUUGUUAAUCUUUUUUGAAGUUUUCAAAAAGUUGAAGUUCAUAAAGCUAGUAGGUUGUGCGCACACAACAGGCAGACGAAACAGCAUCUGAAGAUAAACUGUAGAGGUUUGGGAUUUAAUGGAUUGAUAAUUUCUCCAUAAUCCAAAAGCUAAAAACGUGUGCAGACAAUGACACCUCAGAUAACACAAAUGAAAAAAUGAUGGUAUUAAUUUGCAAACAAAUCAUGUCCAGUAUACCAACACCAUUGUUUUAUGAGGUUGUUAUUUUUUGUUUUUAUGAUAUUGUUUCUCUGUAAAUGUGUGCUUUCCUUUCCUGUUGAGCCACUCAUUGAAUUCCUUCAUUGUUUUUGUGUACUUGGUUCCGUUUUUAAAAAAAGGAAGAAAACAUUUUGCUAAAAUUCUCGGUCAAACACACCUCGGGGAUGAAUACCAUAUGUUGUGAGUGUAACAGUGUCAAGAUGGUGUUUUGUUGUCUUUUAAUAUGCAAACUGUGUAAGGCAUAAGUAGAACUCCUGUCACAGAGAAGCUGUACUGCUAUUGUCGCUUGUGUCAAAUUGUUCAGGUCCAGUAUGAUGUGACAAAGUUGAAGAGUUUAUAUUCACAAUGUUUAGCAAUAUGUGAACUGGGUAUCAAAUGUUUUGGCGAUUUGUUUGUUUAUAUAUGGAUUAUGUGUUGUGACUUGCCUUGCUCCCCCCAGCAUAUUAUUGUAUUUAUUAAUGUGCAUAGACAGGAGAAAUCUAAUAUUUUUCUAGCCAUUUCAGUUUGACAGAUGUCGCUUGUUGUCGUUGUUGUGUUUUUCCUCCUGUGUGAAGCUGUGUGUUUGGUCUUGAAUGUAGUUUAUCCAAACAUUAAGUCAGCAGAAAUCAGUGACCUUUAGCCAUUAUCAAACAGGGUUUCUGUAACACAUUUUAUGAGCUUGACAUGUUUUACUGCUUCCUGCGCAGACGUUUCACCUUCCUAAUGAAAAGACGUUUCAUCACCAGCCCAAGCAGCCACUCCUAAAUCAUAUGUUCGUAAAUAUUUUAUGGCACGGGAAAAGAAAUAGUGGAGACAAAUAUGAUAGAAGUGAACAAAUUUCAUCCUUUACAGAGUGUUACAGAUUGAAUUAACUAGACCCUUGUUAAAAACAUCUUAUGAUUGUAGAGAAAAUGCUUAUCAUUAACCUCUUAUCAUUCUGCCAGGCCAAUUGGUGUGUACUCACUCAGUUAUUUCCCUGUGAGGCAAUCACACAUUCAGACUAAAAGCCCCUUCACCCACCUCCAAAGCUGAUCAAUGAGAGUAAAUGAACCAAACAUUCCUUUGAUCGUUUGUUUGGCGUGUCAAUCAAUAACAAUGUUUGCUUUGCUUCUGCUGGCCCUGCACUGGCAUCGCAUCAUUUGAACAUAUUUUGGCUGUUUUCUUCUUUUUCAUGCCACUGUUGUCUGUUUGCCCUUCAAACAAUAUGUGUCUAAUGGUGAUCAUUCUGUCUGAUUAUACAUUAAAGUUGGGAUAUUUUUGUGUCUGAAAGUAAAUAAUGGUCGAAUUAAAGUUAUAGAGAAGUAGUGAGUUUGUGUGAAUAUGAAGCAGCCUGUUCAGAAAAGGUCCUGUAAUAGGAAAUUCUGUGUUUUAUACUAUUUCUGUAUGGGGUGUAAUAAAUUAUUAUACUGUUCUUUCUAUGGGAAAAUACUGAAAAUGUGACAGUCUUUCUAAGUAUUUAUCUUCCAACUAAAUUAUUGUUGUUGUUUUUUUUUUGUAGCUAAAUUAGUGAUGAUGGCAAGGUACUGGUAACUAUGGAAUUAACUGUUUCAUCAUCGGUCUAAUGUUCUUUUAAUUUAUUGAUGUAUAUACUGUAUGUUUGUCAAUAAACAGUUUACUUUAUUUUGUAUAUCACCAAUAAACAUGGUUUAAAAUAAA
Molecule: messenger RNA, 6129 nt
Organism: Phyllopteryx taeniolatus (common seadragon)
Lineage: Eukaryota; Metazoa; Chordata; Actinopteri; Syngnathiformes; Syngnathidae
Gene: mafgb
Product: v-maf avian musculoaponeurotic fibrosarcoma oncogene homolog Gb
Exons: 3
Coding region: 1618-2133 (171 amino acids)
Biological process (GO): regulation of transcription by RNA polymerase II; regulation of epidermal cell differentiation
Cellular component (GO): nucleus
Molecular function (GO): RNA polymerase II cis-regulatory region sequence-specific DNA binding; DNA-binding transcription factor activity, RNA polymerase II-specific
Source: RefSeq, a predicted model, not a curated record